Molecule: messenger RNA, 1389 nt
Organism: Manis pentadactyla (Chinese pangolin)
Lineage: Eukaryota; Metazoa; Chordata; Mammalia; Pholidota; Manidae
Gene: RBM43
Product: RNA binding motif protein 43
Source: RefSeq, a predicted model, not a curated record
AUGGAGCGUCGAGGCCACCUCCGCACCCAGCGCCCUGUCGUCAGGGACAUAGCUGUUGUGUCUGGGCGUCGCUUCCAAGGCUGUGCCUCAGGUUUGAAUGACAACAAAUCCAAGGCUUAUGAAACAACGGCUGUUGCUGGUCUGCUGGCUGGCCUUUGUGAUGAUCAGUUACUGAUCUCAGUAGUGAAGCUUCACUACCAAGAUACUAAGAAUGAGGGUGGAGUUGUUGAAGAUGUGCUAUAUCCAACAAGUACCGAGGGAGAUGCAUAUGUAACAUUCAGAGGAAAAUUGGUUGCCGAGAAGGUCAUUGGAAAAAAGAAACACUGUCUAGGGGGAGAUGUUUGGACUUGUGUGGACCUGCGUAAUGCAGUCUCUCAUUUUAGUGAAAAAGUCUUUAGCUCUCUAAGUGCUCUCCUUGAUCUUUUUUGGGGUCAAGACACUCUAGAAAGUCUGGUAUUGGAGCUAAAAAGGAAAAUACCAAUAUGCUUCAGUCCUUGGGAAUCCAAUGAAAGAAUCUCCAUUCAGGGAUCAUUCAUGGCUAUCAAGAGGCUCAAAGAAUCUUUGGUGUUACAAGCAUGUUGGAAAAAAUGAAAUAAGCAGAGCCUCAGAGGGAGUACACAGAGAACUAGUAACUCUUUGGUCACUCGACCCUCAGUACCUGAGACUACUAGCAGAGGAGAAAGGCUUGUUCUUGACACAGGUGCUUCCCUUUACCUGAAGAAGAAGAGCAGCUUAUAUGAAAGCACACUGAAAAAAUUGCACGUUGUAUGUCAGGUGAGAGUGGAUGGUGAAACUACCACAGUUUGGAUAAACAGUGCUCAAGAUGGUUCUUAGCCAAACAAUGACGCAAAAGGGUUCAUUGAGAAAUAGUCACAUGCUUUUCAUUUUGAACUUAAAAAGGAGACAUUUAUUUUGGAAGGAAAGGAAAGUAGAGAUAAAAGGACUAUUAAGUUGGCACGUGAACAACUAAGUUCAAGGUACCUUCAGGUUCUGAUUAAUUUCUGUAGGAUACACAUUGACAUUACAGGCUCUCCUUCUGGCAUGUACUUGUUUAAAUAGGAGGUCAUGAAAUUAGGAAGGCAAAAGGUAGGUGAUAAAAUCUCAGCAAUAGUAAUGAUAACGGCUACUGCUUUCUCUUACAGAGUGGCGACAAUGCCAUUAGCUUUUCACAUACUGUCUCUUUUAAUCCUUGUGAACAUUCUUCACUGUAGGCAUUGCCGUCCUCAUGUUAAGAGGGGAAGUAACUAGGAUUUGGAGAGGUUACACUUGUCCAGAGUUAUCCAGCUGGCCAGGAAUAGGGCGGAACUAAACCCAGUCAUCUGGCUACAAAGACAAUAUAAAACUUUGAAAAAAAAUCUCACUAAACUUUGAAGAAAUUUCACUUUCUCU